Molecule: messenger RNA, 918 nt
Organism: Drosophila serrata
Lineage: Eukaryota; Metazoa; Arthropoda; Insecta; Diptera; Drosophilidae
Source: RefSeq, a predicted model, not a curated record
AUGUUAUUUAUGGAAUCCUAUAUGUGCUACUGCUCGGUGCGGCUCGGUGUCAUCAUUGUGGCAGUUAUGGUCAUUAUACGAAGCAUGGCCCAAAGUAUUAUACUUUUUACGAUGGGUGUGAAGUUUUUCGACCCGCUAAUCGAUUUGUUUGAACACGAUGCCGACUACAAGAACCGGAAGUGGGUGAGGAAGUACAUAAAUUGGAUGGAGAACUCUCCUGAGAGCUUCUUAACACUCUUUCAGGUCGUGUCCUUUUUUCACAUGGCUGUUGCCGUAAUGAGUAUCUGGGGUGCUUUGAAGUUGCAGAAAUGGUUUUUGCUGCCCCUGGCCUUCUUUGAGUUUGUCUACUUCAUAAACAUCACCAUAUUGCAUAUAGUCUUGAUGAUUAUGCUAAAGAAACAGAUCAAUCUGGGCUUACUUAUAAUUCUGACAUUGGUUGGUUGUUUUUACAUAUUUUUUCUGGGCUAUAAUGCCUUUACCUGUAUAGCCAUGUUCCAGAUCAUUGGGCUGGUGAAGAGUGCUCGCUAUCGUGAGCUCUAUGGCGAUGAUCCUUUUCAUCCUUUGGCUAUAAAACCAAAUCGUUUCAACGAUUCCCAGAAGCCACUCCCGGUUCUCCACAUGCACGACAUGCACGACACGGACAUCGACGAACAGAAACGCCUGAGCAAACUGGGCCUGUGGCCACGUCGGCAUCCGCCUGUGGUCUCCGUCCUGCCCGUGCAGACGCAGUUUCCACCGCCCCAGUUGAAGUGGUGGCAACAGCAGGCAUUGGACACUGGCGAGGAUAAGGUGCAGGAUCCUUCCGUCUACCGCAACUGGCAGCCGCGGGAGCUCCUAAACGGAGUGGGUGGCGAUGUCCAGCGCAAGAAUGACCUUAAUAGGCGGUAUGCAGAAAGUCAGAUGCAUCGAUGGUACUGA